CGACAUGGCUGUGUCAGCAGCGUCGGCGACACCAUCGGAAGUCCCGACGACAAAGAAGCCUCUGCCUCAGUCCAAGAAGGUUCCCAAGCCCAAUGCGUUCCUUGACGGGUUGCUCUGUUCGCUUGUUGCAAUCGAGUGCGUCGUCAUCUACAGCGUCCUCCCGCAACAUUUGCUCGCCAUGUUCGGUGGGAUGCUCGUGGUGGUGGCGGUUGCCGUAUGGGCGACCAAGGCGUCGUUCCGUGUCGUGGGAAGGUUCGUGUCCCGCCACUUCCUCAAGCAUUUGGGGGACCCCCUCCGCAAGGAAGUCACGAUGCGCAAGUUCACCGACCAAUCGUGGCAAUUGAUGAUCCAUGGGUCGAUGUCAGUGUUAGAAUACGCCGUCAUCCGAGACGAAACCUGGUGGAAUGACACGACCACAUUGUGGAACCACAACAGCCCGACAUGUGCCUUCUCCGACCAAAAAUUCCUCACAAACUUUCUGUACAUUACUCAACUUGCCAUCUGGGUGUACACGGCGUUCUCGUGCAAGUUCCUCGAAGAAGUGCGCAAGGAUUACUUGAUUAUGAUGUCGCACCACGUCGUGACGAUUGCGCUGGUCGCGUGGAGCUUUGCCGUGGGCUUCCUUCCCGUGGGUGUGCUGGUGCUGUUCCUGCAUGACGCGUCGGACGUGCCGUUGGAUCUGCUCAAAAUGGCCAACUACCUCAAACUCGAAGACCGCAAGGGGUUCUUCCUCUCCGAAGUACUCUUCGCCGUCAUGCUCACGGUGUGGGUCUACUUCCGCGUGUACCUCUUUCCUUCCAAGCUCAUCUACACGGCGUUCUGGGAAAACCGAGAAGCAUGCUGUUUGCCCCACGAAGCACACGACCUGAGUAUCAUCUUCCCCAGCCCCGGCCCUCCAUCUUGGUUAGCAUUCAGUUUGCUCCUCAGCUGUCUCUACGUGCUGCACAUUUGGUGGACGUUUUUGAUCCUCCGCCUCUUGAAGGGGGUGCUCACCAAGAGCGUGCACGAUGUCGCAGAAGACGAGUACGAAGGCGCCUCGGAUUCGGGCAAGGACGACUAACUAUAAAGUACUAAUCGCUAGCCCUCCAUAUGACAUAUAACUAGGUUGAACGGGACAUGGUUAACUGUAAACCCAUCCGUGUUUUGACUAUCUACUAGUAUACAGUACUUCAAAGUAAUACAGUAGUCGUUGCGACAGCA
Molecule: messenger RNA, 1200 nt
Organism: Aphanomyces astaci
Lineage: Eukaryota; Oomycota; Saprolegniomycetes; Saprolegniales; Verrucalvaceae
Exons: 3
Coding region: 5-1060 (351 amino acids)
Biological process (GO): ceramide biosynthetic process
Cellular component (GO): membrane; endoplasmic reticulum
Molecular function (GO): sphingosine N-acyltransferase activity
Source: RefSeq, a predicted model, not a curated record